AUGGCAACAUCGCAAGUCUUCCCUUUCUCCGUCGGAGACGCUUCAAACGACCGCGUGAAGCUCGUCCCUCUGAACCCAGACAAGCACUGCGACACGUUUUACCGCCUAUCCUCUCCACACCCGGAGAUAUACUCGUACAUGCCUCUCUUGCCCCCAGCAUCAGCAGCAGAAUUCAAGUCCUGGUUCCACAACGACUCCACAACCCAUAUCCUUUCAUUCGCAAACCCAGAGACAUUCUCCUUUGCAAUCAUAGACAAGACACGACCAGCGUCACCCGAAGACCCCGAAGGCGAAUUAGCAGGCACUAUGAGCUUCAUCCGCACCUCAGCGAUGCAUCUGAAUACGGAGAUUGGGUUUAUUGUCAUUCUCCCGCCGUACCAGCGAACCCACGUCGCGACCAAUGCCGUCGGACUUUCUCUGCAGCUUGCACUUGAGGCCCCGGAGAAGGGGGGUCUCGGACUGCGCAGUGUACACUGGUCGGCUAAUACGUUGAAUCUUGCUAGUGCCAGGCUUGCGGAGAGGAUGGGAUUCGAGAGAAUUGGGGUUAUACCGUGGCAUAUGCGCCUCGUGAAGGGUAAAACAAAUGGGAAAGUAGGGAAUGGUCGGGUGUUGCCGGCUGGAGGUGAUCCUGAGGAUUUAUGGAGAGAUACUCUGCAAUUGUGUCUUGGGUGGGAUCAGUGGGAGGAUGGAGUAAGGGAGAAGGUGACGAAGCUUAUGGAGAGGUGA
Molecule: messenger RNA, 726 nt
Organism: Penicillium bovifimosum
Lineage: Eukaryota; Fungi; Ascomycota; Eurotiomycetes; Eurotiales; Aspergillaceae
Product: GNAT family N-acetyltransferase
Exons: 1
Coding region: 1-726 (241 amino acids)
Molecular function (GO): protein N-terminal-serine acetyltransferase activity; protein-N-terminal-alanine acetyltransferase activity
Source: RefSeq, a predicted model, not a curated record